Molecule: messenger RNA, 721 nt
Organism: Uranotaenia lowii
Lineage: Eukaryota; Metazoa; Arthropoda; Insecta; Diptera; Culicidae
Exons: 2
Coding region: 226-579 (117 amino acids)
Source: RefSeq, a predicted model, not a curated record
ACGGGUACCCACGAAAUGCAGCGAAAAUUAUGUAAAAAAAGACUCUACCAUGCGUCAUUUAAGCCUAGUCCAGUGUAAGCGUGUGAGCAAGAAUUUGUUUAUUUAGUACGGAUCGGUGUCAUCCUGCAACGUCUGUCAGAUUCGCAGCUGUUUUCGGAAAUUUUGUCUCCGGAGCGCUGCACGCGUCGACUCCGGCUUUCGGUACAACCCAGACGGAGACGAGCCAUGGCCAUGCUGCCAACACCACAAUCAACAAGAUUUUCGGUGGUUUGGAGGGAGCAGAACCAACACCGCACAAGUAGCAGCUGCAGAUCCGGUUUUCGGGGGAUUCGGAACGGCGCAACCUUAAAGGCGGGUUCGACUGGCUUCGAAGAAUUCGGUGCGAUGGCUACCAUUUCGGCUGCAGGGGGUUCCGGGACAACGUCCGCCGCUUGGCUCCCGCUUUUGAUGAAAUCGGAGGAUUCGGAAAGGGCAAUCAGAAGCAGUUCGCUUCCGUUCCGGUUCGAGCAUACUCAUACUUUUACCAACACCGGUUUUGAAGAAUUUAGUAGCUCCUUCGGAGCGGGAACUUUCGCGUAGCAUCCGGCUAAAAAUGGCUAGAUUUCGUGCUAAAUAAGAGUAGCGACAACCGGCUCUUAUUCUGGAAUAAUAAGCUUUGGCCCAACAGAUUUUCAAUGUUUCGAUCUUCGUUUUUCAUCAACUAGAAUUAUUCGAACACCAA